Musa acuminata AAA Group (dessert banana) is the source of this 3964-nucleotide messenger RNA. RefSeq names its product protein INCREASED PETAL GROWTH ANISOTROPY 1-like. Gene Ontology annotation, biological process: chloroplast organization. Gene Ontology annotation, cellular component: chloroplast outer membrane. Lineage: Eukaryota; Viridiplantae; Streptophyta; Magnoliopsida; Zingiberales; Musaceae. Bases 1398 to 3314 code for a protein of 638 amino acids. The transcript has 9 exons. The record is from RefSeq and is a predicted model, not a curated record.
CAAAUCAUUCACACGAAGUAUCGAUCAGUCGUCACUUCACCCUAUCCGCCGUCUGCGUUUGCUUAUUUGCUCGCGAGAUGCUUACUCUCGAUCUCCGAUCUGCUUGAUCGUGCUGUCGCACCAGCCGCCGAACACGGCCGAGAAGGUCGACUCCGUCGUCUGUCAGGACCGUCCCGUUCGACUUCUUCCAGGAACGAGCCCUCUGGGUGAAGAAGCUAUUGCUCUCCGGCUGGCGGCGCGCUGCAAGGUCGCAAUCGGGCCGUUUGCCCCAUCGUUCGUCUUGGGUGUGCGGUCCGCAAUCCAAGCUUGACAUCCGAGGCUGCAGACUGCAGGGACUUCUUGGGCAAAUCUCUUCACCGGUAGGGUUUGGUGCGAAGAGAUUGAUAGGCCACGGCGCGGCUUCCCGCCUUACCUGACGCUCUAUAAGACCUGCAAUCCAGAGGACCACGGCUCCAGAACCGGGUACAUGAUGAGGUUCAACUACUUGUCCUGAUACCACAAUACUCUGCUCCGGCGUAAGCAUCAUCAAUCCUUUCAAAUGCGGAAAGCUACGAAGUCGAGGAAAGGCAGGCUAAAAGAGAAGAGAAAGGAACGAGAGAACAGCGUGCCCAUCAGAUCUGCUCGCAUCCUGCUGCUUUUGGGCCUGGAUUCCGUUGAUGCAAAGAUUCCUGCUCAGCUGGGAAAGACCAGCCGCUAGUGAACAAAUCCCUCUCUGAUUUCCGCUGAAUUCUUCUAGUAUACGAGAGACACAAAGGAACGGAAAGGAAAGGAGAAAAAGAAAUAUGGUCAAUCAACACGGCAAGCAGGUCACCACCAGUCUCUGAUUGGUGGUCGAGCGGGGCCCAAAGGAGCAUCAUUUGGCGGCUGGAGCUCGCCUGUAUCACCCAGACAGGGAACGCGAUGUUCUCUCACACACCUGAGCCCGUUCCUCCGUUGGAUGGUCCGCGAUGGUCAUUGCCUGUCUCGGGCCCAACCACGCAUUUCCCAGUAACAACGGGGGCCGUCAUGGGGCUACGGCAGGCUAAUUUGAAUAGAAUUCGACAUCAUGGCGCACGCGGGCAGACACCUGAAUCCGAAUCGAUCGCCCAGCGCUCGCUUUGCUUUGCAAAGCCUGCUGUAGCGCCCGCUUCGGUGACUUUUUCUCUGCUUUCAAAUUUUUAUUCCGCUCUAGCUUUAUGCAUCCAUUCACAUACACCAUAUGUAGAAAUUUGGAACUCAUUAACGCAUAUAGAGUCGAAGGGACAACAGAACACCAUGCUUUUCCCACCUUUGACCCUUUACAUCGCCAUUAUUUCAAACACUGUAUCACCCGGCAAAACGAAACAAAAGCAGCGGCAGAGGAGAAGUCCUCACUCUCUCUCUCUCUCUCGCGCUACAACACCCAGCAAGGCUUAUGAAUGAUGGUCGCGGGAAAGGUGAAGGCCGCCAUGGGGUUCCGUCGCAGCCCCGCCACGCCUAAGAUGGCGACGCCCCGCCGCUCCCCCUCCUCCUCCCCGGUCUCCCAAAAGUCGUCACCGGCGGCGGAGGGGGUUCAUCAGACGACGACCGCCGCGUUCGCUCGAUCCUUCGGCGUUUACUUCCCCCGCGCCUCCGGCCAGGUCCAGCCCCGCCCGCCCUACGUCGCUGAGCUGCUUCGCCUGGUGGAGGAGCUCCAGGAGGAGGAGUCCCGUCUCCGCACCCAGCUCCUGGAGCAGAAGCUCCUCAGGGAGACCGUCGCCAUCGUGCCCUUCCUCGAGAAGGAGAUCGCCGACAAGCGCGAGGAGCUGGUGCGGGCCGGUGACCGUAUCGAGCGCCUGGAGGGGGAGAACCGGGCCCUGAAGGACGAAGUCGAGGGCUUGAGCUCUGAGAUACGGAGCGGCGAAGAGGAGAACCAGCGGAGGGAGAGGAGGAUCAAUGAUCUCGAAAAAGAGUUGGACGAGCUGAAGAAGGCGGCUUCGGAGCAGGGCAAUGGGCGGCUAUGCGCCGGGACAGGGGAGAUGGACGAGUGCUCGUCGUCGCAGAGGUUCCAAGGCCUCAUUGACGCUUCCGCGAGAUCGAAUCUCCUCAAAAGCCUGCGCAAACCACCCAAAUCCGCCAACAUUGUUCCCAAUCAAGAGGUCCAAAGGCCAGAAUGCAGAAAUCCGAAGGCGGAUGGAGGGGUAAUCGAGGGGGUGCAUCAACAGCCUCACGGCGGCGACAAGGAAGAGGUCUUGAGACCCCGAGCAUCCAGGGUUCCAAAACCCCCGCCCACGCCUUCGAUGUCCUGUAACCCCUCGAACUCAUCUUCUUCGUCGUCUUCUUCCCAUACCACGUCCCGCGUCGCAACAAGCAAAGGCCCCAGCUUGGCGUGCCUCCCGCCGAUCCCGCCGCCAGCCCCACCGGUAAAAUCCACACCGCAAGGCGGAGCGCGGCCUCCUCCUCCGCCUCCACCUCCCCCGCCGCCAACGCUGGGGUCCAGGUCGGCGGCAGCAAGCGUGAGGCGGGUGCCGGAGGUGGUGGAAUUCUACCACUCCCUUAUGCGGCGGGACUCCAGGAGGGAGUCCUGCGGCGGAGUGCAGGAGGCGCCUCCCGCCGCCGCAUCCGUCUCCAACGCGCGCGACAUGAUCGGCGAGAUCGAGAACCGCUCCGCGCACCUCCUCGCCAUAAAGACGGACGUGGAGACGCAGGGCGACCUCAUUAGAUUCUUAAUCAAGGAAGUGGAGCACGCGGCGUUCGCCAACGUCGAAGACGUGGUCACCUUCGUCAAAUGGCUCGACGACGAGCUCUCCUUCCUGGUGGACGAGAGAGCGGUGCUGAAGCACUUCGAGUGGCCGGAGCACAAGGCGGACGCCAUGCGCGAGGCGGCCUUCGGCUACUGCGACCUCAAGAAGUUGGAGUCGGAGGCGUCGUCGUUCCGCGACGACCCUCGCCAGCCCUGCUCUUCCUCUCUCAAGAAGAUGCAGUCGCUCUUGGACAAAUUGGAGCGAGGUGUAUACAACCUUUCACGUGCAAGGGAAGCUGCCACGAAGAGGAACAAGGGGUUUGGUAUUCCUUGGGAAUGGAUGCUGGAGAGCGGAUACGUUAACCAGAUCAAGGUAGCAACAGGGAAACUGGCAAUGAAGUACAUGAAAAGAGUCUCUUCCGAGCUGGAGAUCAUAGCAGGCAACCCUGAAGAAGAGGAACUCAUGCUUCAGGGUGUUAGAUUUGCCUUCAGAGUACACCAGUUUGCAGGAGGUUUUGAUGCGGAAACAAUGCGAGCUUUCCAGGAGCUCAAGAACAAAGCUCGCACCCUCCACCUACAACUCCAAAAUCACAACCGGCAGAAGCUUUAUUGCAAGUCCACAUCCGGCUGCUAGGCAAUGCACAACCAUGCAUGCGUCUACGCCUGCAAAGGUAGCACAAACCCAUUUGAUCCAUACGACUUCAGCAAUCUAUUCACGUUACCUGAUACAGCACAGAAGCGUAGGCUAUUUGUUGCAAACUAGCAUUCAUUCACUCUCUGAUGUGAGCUCUUUGCGUGCCUAGUUUCCUCCUCUUCCCCACGCGUUCAUUGCCUGCCAUGGAUGGUUUCUUCUCUUUAUCCUUCUGUGUCCCCUCUCCAGGUUUUUACCAGUAGCCAAAUUUGAGGCUUAAAUGUUGAAUUCAAAACAGUUCAUCUUCUUCUUGUUCCGAGUACUAACAAACUGUUCAUAGGUGUUUUAGAUCGGAAAUGCAGAUCAAUAUCACCAAGCUCAAGGCGAUGAAUGAUGUAGUAAGUGCUUCUUGAGUCUUUAGGUAAUUACAAUAGCUUUCAUUACCUUGAACUCGGCAGCUGUUCCUCCAGCGUAAUCUUUAGCUCGCUCUCCUGUCUGCAUGGCCGUAUCCUUAGCUUGUCCUGGAUGCUGAUUUAGUUCCUCCAUUGCUUCCUUCGUUUCUUCCGUCUUCGAUACCAGUCUUUCCUACACCAGCAAUAGAGAUGUAUCCAACGUUUAAUGCUCUAUAACAAGUUUCAUAGACUUCCGCUUUA